Closterium sp. Naga37s-1 is the source of this 447-nucleotide messenger RNA. The record is from the annotation of a GenBank genome assembly. NCBI's taxonomy places the organism in Eukaryota, Viridiplantae, Streptophyta, Zygnematophyceae, Desmidiales, Closteriaceae.
AUGACGAGGACGGACCCCUGGGAGCUGCUAGGCGUCGCGGAAGGGUCCUCCGUCGAUGAGAUUAAAGCAGCCUUUCGCGCCAAGAUCAAGAACGUCCAUCCCGACGUGUACCGAGGGGAGUUGGAUGCUGAGGCGAUCACAACCCGCCUCGUGCUCGCCUAUGAGUUGCUUCUAGAGGAGGUGGAGAAUCCUACGGGAGGCAGAAGAUGGAGGAGAGAGGAAGAGGAAGAGGAGGAGGAGGGGGAUCUAUGGCCCUGGGUCAACGAAAUUCGUUGCCUUGGUCAAUCCUGUCGCUCCAGCUGCAUAGUGACUGCGCCCUUCCUCUUCUCCUAUGCGGAGGACACAGCCAGGGCCCGUGCCAUGUCCCCUGAUGCCUUCCAAGGGCCCGUGCCAUGUCCCCUGAUGCCUUCCAAGGUAAAUGGUGGUGAUUGGUGCUACAGCCGGUAA